Messenger RNA from Populus trichocarpa (black cottonwood), 1768 nucleotides. RefSeq names its product 3-epi-6-deoxocathasterone 23-monooxygenase CYP90D1. NCBI's taxonomy places the organism in Eukaryota, Viridiplantae, Streptophyta, Magnoliopsida, Malpighiales, Salicaceae. The coding region runs from base 1 to 1482 and encodes 493 amino acids. The transcript is spliced from 8 exons. Gene Ontology annotation, molecular function: oxidoreductase activity, acting on paired donors, with incorporation or reduction of molecular oxygen, NAD(P)H as one donor, and incorporation of one atom of oxygen; iron ion binding; heme binding. Gene Ontology annotation, biological process: brassinosteroid biosynthetic process; brassinosteroid homeostasis; multicellular organism development. The record is from RefSeq and is a predicted model, not a curated record.
AUGAAUAUUAACACGGACAAUUUAUUGUGGAUUGCGUUAGCAAUCUCGUUGUCCAGUACUGCCAUAAUAUUUCUCUACAGGAACAGCAGCUGGUUUAGUAGCAGUAGUAUGAUGACGAUCAGAUUAUCAUCAUCAAAGUACAAAACCCCACUUCCUUUAGGCACUCUUGGAUGGCCCUUUAUCGGUGAAACCAUCGACUUCGUUUCAUGUGCUUACUCAGACCGCCCUGAAAGCUUCAUGGAUAAACGCCGUCGCAUGUAUGGGAAGGUGUUCAAGUCACAUAUAUUUGGAAGUCCGACUAUAGUAUCAACAGAUGCAGAAGUGAGCAAAUUUAUACUACAAAGUGAUGCAAAGGUGUUCGUUCCUUCUUACCCGAAAUCUCUAACCGAGUUGAUGGGAAAAUCUUCCAUUUUGCUCAUCAAUGGGAGCUUACAAAGGAGAAUUCAUGGUCUCAUAGGUGCCUUCUUCAAAUCCCCUCAUCUCAAAGCUCAAAUCACCCGAGACAUGCAAAGUUAUGUUCAAGAAUCAAUGGAGAAAUGGAGAGAAGACCAGCCCAUUUUCAUACAAGAUGAAACCAAGAAUAUUGCCUUUCAAGUAUUAGUCAAGGCAUUGAUUAGUUUGGAUCCUGGUGAAGAAAUGGAGCUGCUAAAGAAACAGUUCCAAGAAUUCAUUGCUGGUCUCAUGUCCUUACCUUUAAACAUCCCUGGAAGUCAACUUUAUCGAUCAUUACAGGCAAAGAAGAAAAUGGUGAAGUUAGUGCAGAAAAUCAUCCAAUCUAAAAGAGAAGGUAGAGCUGGGAUUGUUUCAAUGGCACCAAAGGAUGUAGCGGAAGUGUUGCUUAAUGAUGCAAGUGAACAGUUAACAGAUGAUUUAAUAGCUGAUAAUAUGAUCGAUAUGAUGAUACCUGGUGAGGAUUCAGUGCCGGUCCUCAUGACUCUUGCUGUUAAGUACCUUUCAGAUUGCCCUGCUGCUCUGCAACAAUUGACGAAGGAGAACAUGAAAUUGAAAAGUCUCAAAGCUCAGCAUGGGGAGCCAUUGUGCUGGACUGAUUAUUUAUCUCUACCCUUUACUCAAACGGUGAUCACAGAAACUCUAAGAAUGGGAAACAUAAUAAUCGGGGUGAUGAGAAAGGCGAUGAAGGACACAGAAAUUAAAGGGUAUUUGAUACCCAAAGGAUGGUGUGCUUUUGCAUAUUUCAGGUCAGUUCAUCUUGAUGAAAACAACUAUGAGUGGCCUUACGAAUUCAAUCCAUGGAGGUGGCAAGACAAGGAUAUGAGCAUUAAUGGCAGCUUCACUCCAUUUGGAGGAGGACAAAGAUUAUGUCCUGGACUUGACCUCGCCAGGCUGGAAGCUUCAAUCUUCUUGCACCACUUUGUCACCCAGUUCAGGUGGGUGGCUGAGGAGGAUACUGUAGUGAAUUUCCCUACUGUAAGAAUGAAGAGAAGAAUGCCGAUUUGGGUCAAAAGGGGAGGAGAAAAUUAAGCAAACAUCAUGAGCAAGAAAAAGUUUCAAAGAAACUUGACAAUGAUGACAAACCCAGCAUGAAAAGACUAGAGAAAUAAGGAAAAGAAAAAUAGAAUUCAUGGUGACAGAGACACGUGUGGGAACAUCAACAAUCUGACAUAAUUUCUCUUCUUCUUCUUCAGACGUCCAGCAAAUAUAGACAUUUAGAGAACAGAAGAAUAACAUUUUUUUUCUCUACAUUUUUCUGUUUUUUGGUUGGUUGGGAUCCAAAAUAUGUAAUAUCCAUUUUUCAUUGCUUCUUUUA